AGGAUGCCCAGCAGCCUGAGGUACUGAGAGUGGAGACUCUUGCAAGCAACAGGGCUGCGCAGACACACAGGACAUCUUCAAGGAGGGAACGUGGUGCUGUGACCCUGUCACAAGACUGAGCGAAUAUGAAACACGCCCUGCUGCUGCCCCUUCUCCUGCUGGGGACCAUUGCUGCUUUUCAUCUGGAGAAUCAUGCUCCCCACCUGGACAGCCAAGACACACAGGCAGACCUGAGCCAGGAUCUGGAAGGUUCAGGAGAUCAGGAGGGAGAGUUGGCCCAGACUAAAGAGGAGAUUCAGUCAGAAGAAGAGCAGGUGGAGGCUUCUGGCUACCAAAAUGACUGUGAGGAGGAGAAGGCCAUGCAGUGGGACCCAAGUGCCCUGGACAACGACUUGCAGUGCCCCAAGACCGAGGACACAGUUGAGAUAGUGGGCAGUCCUGGGUGCAAGACCUGCCGCUACAUCUUGGUGCAGACCCCCCGAAGGUUUCGCGUAGCUCGGCGAAUCUGCUCAGGGUGCUAUGGAGGCAACCUCGUCUCCAUCCACAGUUACUGCUCCAACUAUCAUCUCCAGUGCAUGGCCAGGGGAGUCAACGGAGGCCAGGUCUGGAUUGGAGGCAAAGUCUGUGGCUCGGGGCCUUACUGGCUUGACGGGAGCUGCUGGAAUUAUUCGAACUGGGCUGCAGGACAGCCUAACUGUGGGGAUGGCAGCUGCAUACUUCUAUGCACCAGAGGUGAUGGGGACUGGGCACCAGGGUAA
This is a messenger RNA of Artibeus jamaicensis (Jamaican fruit-eating bat), 758 nucleotides long. RefSeq names its product proteoglycan 3-like. Lineage: Eukaryota; Metazoa; Chordata; Mammalia; Chiroptera; Phyllostomidae. The record is from RefSeq and is a predicted model, not a curated record. Gene Ontology annotation, biological process: immune response. The transcript has 5 exons. Bases 126 to 758 code for a protein of 210 amino acids.